UUUUGCAAGAAAACUUUGCAAGGCGAUGCACACACAGAGAAAGGUCUCCUUUGCGUCAUGGAAUAAGAAGCCCAGGAGUGUUUGACCGAUGCAAAGGGAGAAAACAGGAGCAAAGCAAGCAGAAACCCAGCCGGGAUCCUGUGCAAAGAGGAUCAAGGGGCUAGCAGAGGGCAGGAGUGGGCCACCUGCCCUCCAGGUAAAGAGAUUGCAGCAUAAAGCAGGCCCAGAAGACAUUGCAAGGAGGAGAAGAUGAUGGUGGUGAUGAUGGCCCUCCACCUUAGGACCCAGGGCAGAGGGCUUUUGGGGUGAAGGAUUGCUCCAAAUUUAAUUGCUUCCCCUGCUUUUCCACCUUUGCAACAUAAUACUGUAUCUCAAACCGGAUCCAAAGAAGAUACACAGUUGCAAGAAAGAAAGCCUUCAAAGAGCCCUUUGAAUUUAAAGGAGGCAAGAAAAAGCCCAGAUCGGGGUCAAAACCAGCUUGGGUCCAUGGGUCUUGGGGUCUUGGACCCUCCCCAAAAAGAAAAGAAGGAGAGAAGAAAGACCCCAGAAAGAAAAUAAAGAGGGAAGAAAACUUUCCUUUGCUGCAUUUUGCAAAACAAGAAUCCUACAGCUGCUUCCUUUCUCCUUUUUGGAUCCUGGGCUCUUAUUUAUUCAUAAGAAGAAUCUCAUUCAUAUAUAUAUAUAUAUAUAUAUUCCCUUGCAUUUGGUCCCUUUGGUUGGAAAGUUGGUGGAUGUCAUUUUCUUUUUUCCCUCUGGAGGAAAAAGACAAGGAGCCGGAGGUAAACUUUGUCUUCCCUCUGAGGAUCAAGCAGGAGUUGUCUGCGCCGUUGUGUCUUAAUUCACUGGACUGGAUUCAAAAGAAGACGACCCUGUAGUUUUUUGUUUUAAUUUAUAGAGAUAUAAAAGAAGAAAUUCCACGCAUAAAUCCGGCAUGUGGAUGUAUCCCGUCACUUGAAGAUUGCUAACCUGUGUGCAUAAUGUUUCACAAAAAGCAGAUGGUUCAGGAAUAACCUGUUCGCUAGGUAAAAAAAGACAGAGAGAUGACAACGUUUGGGUUAUCUGUGCAUCUGACUGAGGCCUAUAUAACCUGAAAAAAAGAACCCAAUGACGAAGGGUCAAAAAUGUUGUUUGGCCGGCCCCAAGCACAUGUCGUUCUUCCUCUAAACCUUUGGACCUCCAGACUGUGAAAAUCCUGAUUUUGUUCCUUUUGGGAAAGUUUGAGGAACUAGAGCAUAAAGUUUCUCUAGAGGCCAAAGCGUAAGGGACAUACGGCAGUUUUCUUUCUCUUUUAAGAGCUUGUCUACUAAUAGGGACUUAAGUAUCUUCUGAGAAGCCACCAAAGGCUCUGGAGAGGAGUCGUUUGCUACACGUACCAAGGCAGUCUUAUGAGGAACAGCCAUGGCUUUGAAAGCGAGGGCGCUCUACAAUUUCCAGAGCGAAAACAAGGAAGAGAUCAGCAUUCAAGAGAAUGAGGAGCUGGUGAUCUUCAACGAAAACUCUCUGGAUGGUUGGUUGCAAGGGACCAACAGCCGAGGAGAGACGGGACUGUUCCCCGCCUCCUACGUGGUGAUCCUUCGCUCCCGAUCAGCUUCCAUGUAUACGGAUUAUUCCAGCAGUCCGUCGGGAUCUCCAGGGAACGGGUCGUCCUUCUCUGUCCCCCCGUCCAACGCUAGCGUCUCCCAUCAGGGCAGCUUUGAGGAUGAUGACGACGAUGACUGGGAUGACUGGGACGAUGGUUGUACGGUGGUUGAGGAGCCCAGGAGUGGACCCGGCACCAACGGGCACCCGUCACCCAGUUUGUCGUAUCCCGGGACAUACGCCUACCCAAACCAUCAAGGCUACCGCCCCAAACCGUCUCUGGAGAGGCAGGACAGCAUUGGUUCUUCCAAGCGGGGCAGCGUGGUAGGUAGGAACCUCAACCGGUUCUCCUGCUUCGUCCGGUCCGGGGUGGAGGCCUUCAUCUUGGGAGACGUUCCCAUGAUGUCCAAGAUCGCUGAGGCCUAUUAUAUCGACAUGGGCCCGAAGGGACCCCAGUGGAGGCCCAGCCCUCACCCGUUGAUCUGCUCCGUGGAAGACCCCACCAAGCAAACCAAGUUCAAGGGCAUCAAGAGUUACAUCUCCUACCGGUUGACUCCUAGCAACACUAGUUCUCCUGUCUACCGGCGGUACAAGCAUUUUGACUGGCUCUACAACCGCCUCCUGCACAAGUUCACCGUCAUCUCUGUGCCCCACUUGCCCGAGAAGCAAGCCACAGGCCGCUUCGAGGAGGACUUCAUCGAGAAGCGGAAGCGGAGGUUGAUCUUGUGGAUGGACCAUAUGACCAGCCACCCGACCCUCUCCCAGUACGAGGGCUUCCAACACUUCCUCACCUGCCGCGACGACAAGCAAUGGAAGAUGGGGAAGCGCCGGGCAGAAAAGGACGAGAUGGUAGGCGCCAGUUUCCUCUUGACCCUCCAGAUCCCGACAGAGCACCAGGAUCUCCAGGACGUGGAGGACAGAGUGGACACUUUCAAGGCCUUCAGCAAGAAGAUGGACGACAGCGUCCUACAGUUGACCAAUGUGGCUUCCGAACUGGUGCGGAAGCAUAUCGGAGGUUUCCGCAAGGAGUUCCAGAAGUUGGGCAAUGCUUUCCAAGCCAUUAGCCAGUCCUUCCAGAUGGACCCACCCUACAGCUUGGAUGCCCUGAACGGUGCCAUCUCGCACACAGGGAGGACCUAUGAGACAGUGGGGGAGAUGUUUGCUGAGCAGCCCAAGAAUGACCUCUUCCUCAUGUUGGACACUCUUUCCUUGUACCAAGGACUCCUCUCCAACUUCCCCGACAUCAUCCAUCUUCAAAAAGGGGCUUUUGCCAAGGUGAAGGAGAGCCAGCGGAUGAGCGACGAAGGGAAGAUGGACCAGGACGAGGCGGAUGGGAUCCGGAAGCGUUGCCGCGUGGUGGGUUUUGCCUUGCAGGCGGAAAUGAACCACUUCCAUGAGCGGCGGGUAUCGGACUUCAAGAAGAUGAUGCAGUCUUACCUCAGGCAGCAGAUCAUCUUUUAUCAGAGGGUCAGCCAGCAAUUGGAGAAGACUUUAAAGAUGUAUGACAACCUCUAGCAUCCCUUGAGGGGUGGUGCUCCAUUUGCCUUGUCUGUCCUUUGAACUGAGCUGAGUCUAAAAGAAAGAACUCACUCCCAGCCCCAAAUUCAGGAUUAUUAGCUGUGAGCUCUUACACUCUGAACAUGGGGAGUGUACCUUAAUGUUUGACAUCCAGGCCUAUCUUUGUAGGGUUGUAGAAGCUGCCAUGGGAACAUGUAGAUCUGCUCUGGUUUAUAGUCUGAACUUGAAUACAGUCAGACGUGACGAACCUAUUUUGGGGAUAGGGUUCAGCUUCUUGGAAGGCUUCUUGAAAGCUGAAGAGUAAAACCCAGAGUGGAUAUAUUACCUUGAAGUACAACCUGGAGUGAAAACCCCUGUCUGCUGCUGAGGGUUGGGGCUUCAGAAAUGGGGUGUCUCCCAAUGUAAGGUAGAGCAUCCAGGGUUUUCUUUUAAAGGCAUACCAAGAUUACAACACUGAGCAAAUAAUAAUAAUAAUAAUCAAGGGACGGUUCUUGCCCUAGCGACCUGACCACACAUUGAAACAUCAGCAUAUAGUCCCAAGGAUGCCAAGCCAAGAAAUGGGAUAUGAGUGACAUUUUGGGAAGUAGGACUUUCUUCUGCUUCAAGACAGGGUCUUCCGAUUUCCCCAGUUACACUGUUUACAGAGAGAUGGGAAAGUGAUCUCUCGUAGAAAACAAACAGAACAUUUCUUGCGAUUGGGAUUUCCCCUCCUUCUUCUCAGGCUUGAUUUUCUAGAAUUACACCAUCCAAAUCGAAGAGGUUAUAAUUCCUGCUUCCCCCUCCCACAAAUAAAUGAAAUCAGGAUUGUUUUGCACAGUUUCAGCGCUUUCUGGAAGGACUGUAAUAACUUUAAAAACAAAAACAGGAAAGAAAGCAGAAGGGAGGCAGGAGGGGUUGGAUUUAAAUGUUGGCACACCAAAAUGGUUCUUUUAGGGAACUCACACACACAGACACACAAAAGGUAUUGAUCUCUUUGUAAGUGGUUGGGUGUUUGUUUUGUUUUUUAAAAAAUUGCACAUAGAGGUAACUGUUGAAGAAUAAUAAUUAUUUUUUUGUAUUCCGAAAUCAAAACAACACUUGGAAACGGCA
Messenger RNA from Sceloporus undulatus (fence lizard), 4185 nucleotides. It is a transcript of the gene SNX33, whose product is annotated as sorting nexin 33. NCBI's taxonomy places the organism in Eukaryota, Metazoa, Chordata, Lepidosauria, Squamata, Phrynosomatidae. The coding region runs from base 1399 to 3093 and encodes 564 amino acids. Gene Ontology annotation, cellular component: plasma membrane; cytoplasmic vesicle. Gene Ontology annotation, molecular function: protein binding; phosphatidylinositol binding. The record is from RefSeq and is a predicted model, not a curated record. Gene Ontology annotation, biological process: endocytosis; mitotic cytokinesis; endosomal transport. The transcript has 4 exons.